Phytophthora nicotianae INRA-310 is the source of this 786-nucleotide messenger RNA. RefSeq lists its product as hypothetical. The transcript has a single exon. The coding region runs from base 1 to 786 and encodes 261 amino acids. NCBI's taxonomy places the organism in Eukaryota, Oomycota, Peronosporomycetes, Peronosporales, Peronosporaceae. The record is from RefSeq and is a predicted model, not a curated record.
AUGCCCCCUGCUCUUCCCUGGUCUGAGCUAGCCAUCGGGCUCAAGGAGGAGGACGCUGACCUCCUCUUAGAGACGUUCAAGGCCUUCAAGAUCUCAAAAAGCGACCAAGCCCAGUGUACUGUGUGCAACGACCCCUCCCCUCAUAACAUGAGGAAGCGCAUCCUGCUCUGCGCGUGCCACCAGUGCCAGCUGGCCAUGCCGUACGCGCGCUGUCUGUGGCGGGGCAAGCGGCUUCAGUGCGGGCGACACAACGUCGUGGACGUUUUCCAAACCGGGACCUACGUAACGGCUCGCCGUCAGCCUCGUCCGCCGAGGCUUACACGAGCAAUGAAGGAUUUUGCCAAGGAGAUGGCUGACCAAGGUCUUAAGCCAGCUAGAAUCCGCAGCGGCCUGCUGCACAAGUUUGAGCUCUGUACGAGCUCUCUGCCCUCUUUAAAGGUUGUUCAGCGGUUUGUGAAUAACUACAAGUCCACACAGUUGGGCGGGAAUGACUACCUGGAUGACCUGCGCAACAUGGUGCGCGAAUCGACUUUUACGGGUCACGAACAGGAGUUCAAUGAUCAUUUUGGAGGCACCGUCAUUCUGGAGGCACCGUCAACCAGAUCGGAUCGCAAUGAUUGCACCUUGUCGAUCCAGCCAGAACCGAUACUGAAGGCAGACCUUAUCUGGGAAAAGGUUCUGAUGUGGACCCAUUUCUCGUCGGAGUCACGACCAAAGCGCUUCUCCGUAAGGCAGAUCGCGAACCAGCAACUUUUGUGUUGCACCUUGAUGCAACAUUUAAGUUAA